This is a messenger RNA of Lottia gigantea (owl limpet), 1266 nucleotides long. RefSeq lists its product as hypothetical. Bases 1 to 1266 code for a protein of 421 amino acids. The record is from RefSeq and is a predicted model, not a curated record. The transcript has 3 exons. NCBI's taxonomy places the organism in Eukaryota, Metazoa, Mollusca, Gastropoda, Lottiidae.
AUGACUAUCACUGAUAUUGAACAAAGUUCUUCUCCAGCCUCAUCAAUGGUGUUUGGAGAUAUCCGAUUCCACCCAGGAGACAUUAUAGGUAGCUCAGGAAUGUAUACCGAUUGUGAACAUUCGCUUCCAUCGACAUGGUCCACGCCAUCUUUGGAGACAUCUUAUCAUGUAAGUGAAUCCGGUGCUAAUAAAACAUAUUAUGUAAGUGAAUCCGAUGCUAGUACAACAUAUUAUGUAAGUGAAUCCGAUGCUAGUACAACAUAUUAUGUAAGUGAAUCCGAUGCUAGUACAACAUAUUAUGUAAGUGAAUCCGAUGCUGGUACAACAUAUUAUGUAAGUAAAUCCGAUGCUAGUACAACAUAUUAUGUAAGUGAAUCCGAUGCUAGUACAACAUUAUCAACAGCAAUACCAAUACACCCAACGACAACGUUACCAACAAAUACCAACUAUCCGUCAACUACCAAUUAUUUGACAGGCAUCUCAAGUACCAACGUUCCUACAAGCACCCCAACUACAAUCUAUCCGUCAAGCAUUAUAACUACCAACUAUCCAACAUUUUCAGAAAUAGUAACUGCAACAUCAACUCCCAAUGUAACUGAUCGAAGUCCGAUACACAAUUUAUCAGGCGAUGUGGGGUUAAUAUUUGGAGGAAUCAUUGGAGCCUUAUCCUUUCUUACAAUUGUUAUAAUAGUUAUAAUUCUGAUUCACAAAAGGAUCCGCAAUAGAAGAGAAAGCAGUUACAUACCUAAAUCCAGAGGAGUCAAGGUUUUGCCAGACAAAGUUACAGGUGGUAAUUAUAAAGCCUCCAAGAUAUUAGGAAGACAGUAUGAAGAUAUUGAUUUGACAGAAGGGAUGCCUGAAAAUGAUCAAACAUUGACUGAAACCCUGACAGAGAAUUGUUACUACAAAUCAUUGGAAUCAGUCGAAGGUCCUGACAGUAUUUAUCAUCAUUUGGGCGCAGAUAGUUCUAGUGAACCUGUACGAGAUGAUAAUUACCAUCAUAUUGAUGUCAACUUCCAACCAUGUCAAUCAUCAACGAAUGAGUAUAAAAUCGAAACUAAUUCUCAUCGCGGAACAGAAAGUAACUAUGAUCAUAUACAUUUACCAACCUCCAAAUCAGGUGUGCAGAAUCCUAAUUACAACCACAUUCAAGUGAGCAGUAUUAAAUCUGAACAAUGUGACUCGAAUUAUGACCACAUUGCUCUUUCACAGCAAGUAGCACCAAAUCUUCGUCGAAAUGACAACUACCACCAUAUAGAACUUUAA